Talaromyces rugulosus is the source of this 2067-nucleotide messenger RNA. RefSeq lists its product as uncharacterized. Gene Ontology annotation, biological process: G protein-coupled receptor signaling pathway. The record is from RefSeq and is a predicted model, not a curated record. NCBI's taxonomy places the organism in Eukaryota, Fungi, Ascomycota, Eurotiomycetes, Eurotiales, Trichocomaceae. The annotation marks the transcript as partial. Gene Ontology annotation, molecular function: G protein-coupled receptor binding; GTPase activity; G-protein beta/gamma-subunit complex binding. The transcript is spliced from 7 exons. Gene Ontology annotation, cellular component: heterotrimeric G-protein complex.
GGUUUACGCCCCGUAUCAACCGCCAUCAUGGGUUGCAUGAGCUCCAAGGUUGAUCCGGAGGACAAGGAGGCCCUCAAAGCCAAUGCGAACAUCGAAAAGCAGAUUCGCACCGACAAGAAAACCUUCGAUCGCACCGUCAAAAUCCUUCUAUUAGGUGCCGGAGAGUCUGGAAAGUCCACCAUCAUUAAACAGAUGCGCAUUAUUCAUUCCGGCGGAUUUCCCCAAGAUGAACGAGAACAGAAUCGCGCAGUUAUCUACUCGAACCUCAUUGUUGCCUUCAAGGUUCUUAUGGACAUCAUGAAUAACCAAAAAAUCGAUUUUGAAAAAGAGGACAACAAGUCACUGGGCCAGCUACUUCUAAAAACCGAGGCCGAUGUCGACACCGAUGUAGCCUUCUCCGAUACCAAAAUUCGAGAUGCUAUGAAACAGCUGUGGAGCGACGCUGGCGUCCAGAAGGCCGUCUCUCGCGGUCACGAAUUCGCUCUUCACGAUAACUUGCAUUAUUUCUUUAAUUCCCUCGAUCGUCUAUAUUCUCCCGGAUGGUUACCUGACAACCAAGACAUGCUUCAUUCACGUUUGCGCACCACCGGUAUCACCGAGACCCUCUUCGAAUUAGGCCAACUAAAUUUCCGCAUGAUGGACGUCGGUGGUCAGAGAUCGGAACGUAAGAAAUGGAUACACUGCUUCGAAGGCGUUCAGUGUCUGCUGUUUAUGGUUGCACUAUCCGGUUAUGAUCAAAGUCUUCUCGAGGAUCAGAACGCAAACCAAAUGCAUGAGGCUAUGAUGCUUUUCGAGUCACUAGCAAAUGGCGAGUGGUUUAAGAGGAAGCCCAUCAUACUCUUUUUGAAUAAAAUGGAUCUUUUCAAGAACAAACUCGCCGUAUCACCCAUCGACAAACACUUCCCAGACUACAGCGGCUCGCCGACUGAUUUUGAUGCAGCCGCCAAGUACUUUGCCGACCGAUUCCGCAGCAUUAAUCAAGGAAACGACAGCAUACCAAUUAUGCUGUCCUCCUCUCUCCGGCGUGCUGUCCGCACGUCCACCGCAUUCCCCAGUAUCGUGCUUCCGUCUUCAGUCGGCGUCUGCGCCCCGGUAAACGGUGUGCUGAAUACGACCACGCAACGAAGAGCACACCAACGCCGUCUGUCAUCGUCCAAACCUCCUGCGCCUCCGAGCGACGGUUCGCGACCCUUUGAUACCUCGUCUCCCCAGGCCACGACUGGCAAAGCCGUAGGCCCGGCAGAGCGAGACGGCCAGCAGCGCAAGUCCGCCAAAAGGAAAGGCAAAGACAGUUCUAGCAACAAUGCCAGAAACAAUCAAUCUUCGGCAUUUUUGAAUGUCCCCAGUGUACCUUCUACCCAUCAUUUAUCGCCACAAGAUAUGCAUCUUGCCUCGUUUUUUUCGCUUCACCGUCCCAUUUCUGUCAGCACUACCAUUCCUCCUCCGAUUAAUGACGAAGCAUUCAACGCCAUCUUUGACUCGAAAUCUCUGUCGCGAAGAGGGAGAGACGAUGUCAUGGACACAUUGUCAUCCACAGUGCGCUCACUAGAGAAUGCUACACGCAGCCGGAACGCUGGGUCACAAGCAUCAUCCUCGGCAGACAUGGACGUUAUCCAUCUCGACAACGUUUCGGAAGAGGACUUGCACACCUCUAUCGGAGAGUUUGCCAAGCGACUGGCUCCUUUCAAUCCGCCCGCGGCCCCCGAGCCUUACAACGAGGAAGACCUUGCAGCAGACGAUGCCCAGAAUGAAAUGGACUCGCCCCUCCGAACGUUUUCCACCGUCCUCACCAUUCACGAGUCGGUCCACCCAGAUGGCCACAAAACAUACGAAGCGCACGUCUCUCCGUUCGUCCACGAAGACAUGGAAGCUCCAGGUUCAUCAUCGGUUGAAUCUGAAGAACCUAACAACGGGCUCGUCCGGAAAUCGUACAUUGAGCGCGUGUACAACGACAGGAUGCAAGCCAUCUCCGUGCGACGACAACGGAAAUUGAAAAUGAAGAAGCACAAGUUCAAGAAACUGUUGCGAAAAACGCGGACCCUGCGUCGCAAGCUGGAUAAAGCUUGA